Messenger RNA from Vitis vinifera (wine grape), 1377 nucleotides. Its product is annotated as pyridoxal reductase, chloroplastic. Bases 95 to 1198 code for a protein of 367 amino acids. The transcript has 8 exons. The record is from RefSeq and is a predicted model, not a curated record. Gene Ontology annotation, cellular component: cytoplasm. Lineage: Eukaryota; Viridiplantae; Streptophyta; Magnoliopsida; Vitales; Vitaceae.
UGCCCAUUUUCAAAAACUCAAUCCAACUACUCACAACCACAUACUUUCCCCACAUCUUUGAUCUUUCAAACCGACUCUGAAAGAGUUGGAGCAAAUGGCCAUCUCAACGCUGUCACCCACUGCAUAUUUCAGCUCUUUCAGCCCCUCAAAUGACUCUCUCAUCUCAUCUUCACCCUUCAAACCCUUCAAACUCCCAACCUUGUGGCCAUGGCAGAAGGUAAAAAUGGGGCCACUGACUGUAUCUCCAAUGGGAUUUGGGACAUGGGCAUGGGGGAAUCAGCUUCUCUGGGGGUAUCAGGAAUCAAUGGACAGUGACCUUCAAAGGACUUUCAACCUAGCUGUGGAGAAUGGGAUCAACCUUUUUGAUACUGCUGAUUCCUAUGGCACUGGUAGGCUAAAUGGGCAAAGUGAAAAGCUUCUUGGGAAGUUCAUCCGUGAGUUUCAAGGGCAAAAGCAGAUACAGGAUAACAUUGUGAUUGCAACAAAGUUUGCAGCAUAUCCAUGGCGUCUCACACCUGGGCAGUUUGUGAAUGCGUGCAAGUCUUCCCUUGAUCGGAUGCAGCUUGAACAAAUUGGAAUAGGGCAACUGCAUUGGUCAACUGCAAACUAUGCUCCUUUGCAGGAGUUGGCUCUUUGGGAUGGUUUAGUAGCAAUGUAUGAGAAGGGUUUAGUUCGUGCAGUUGGGGUGAGCAAUUAUGGCCCAAAGCAGCUUGUAAAGAUACACGAUUACCUCAAAGCUCGAGGAGUCCCCCUAUGCUCAGCUCAGGUUCAAUUUUCUUUGCUAAGCAAGGGAGAAGAUCAGAUAGAGAUCAAGAACAUAUGUGGUUCUCUCGGUAUACGCUUGAUUUCUUAUAGUCCUCUGGGGCUUGGCAUGCUUACUGGGAAAUAUACACCUUCCAAACUUCCACGAGGACCUCGGGCCCUGCUAUUCAGGCAAAUUCUUCCAGGAUUGGAGCCUUUGUUGAAUUCACUAAGAGAAAUUGCACAAAAAAGGCGUAAAACUAUUCCACAAGUUGCCAUAAACUGGUGCAUCUGCCAAGGCACAAUUCCAAUACCUGGGGUUAAAACAGUAAAACAGGUGGAAGAAAACCUGGGAGCUCUUGGUUGGCGCCUUAGUUCUGACGAGUUGCUUCAGUUAGAAGAUGCGGCGCGGGAAUCUCCCGGGAAAAUGAUACAGAACAUUUUCCAGACAAGAUGAGAUUCUGAGGAGAGCUCAACCCGAAGACAUGGAAUGGAAAAGCAAGGAAAACAACAGGGGAAAUUAUUCUGAAAUGAUUUACAUGGUGUAAAAAAUUGUUUGAAAAUUGGCCAGUGUCUGGUAUCAUGGCAGAGGUAGACCAAUCUUGAAACAAUCCAAUCCACCUCCUGUUUCAACAA